Messenger RNA from Penicillium macrosclerotiorum, 1869 nucleotides. Its product is annotated as fungal specific transcription factor domain-containing protein. Gene Ontology annotation, molecular function: zinc ion binding; sequence-specific DNA binding; DNA-binding transcription factor activity, RNA polymerase II-specific. The transcript is spliced from 2 exons. The record is from RefSeq and is a predicted model, not a curated record. Bases 1 to 1869 code for a protein of 622 amino acids. NCBI's taxonomy places the organism in Eukaryota, Fungi, Ascomycota, Eurotiomycetes, Eurotiales, Aspergillaceae. Gene Ontology annotation, biological process: positive regulation of transcription by RNA polymerase II; DNA-templated transcription.
AUGUCAAAAGGUGCGCUGGCGCAUAGAAUUGAGAUUCUCGAAGCCCAGCUCGCUGCUUCGUUGGAGAGCAAUCUACCCGACCCGGCCAGAGAGCAGGGUCGUAUGCCGAGGCGGGCGGACACGACCCCUGAUAUGAGCGAGCGCCAUUUAGGCGGCGUCAUCCGUUUUUUGACUCUAAGCCAUGGAGUGAAUGAAGAGCCCCCUUAUCUCGGGCCUUCUUCCGGUCUUUCGAUGGCUGAAAAUGUCCAUCAAAUCGUGCAUCGUACGGUCGGGACCAAGCUGCUCCCCAUCAAUGACCGUAGCCACGAAUCCGAUAUGACCAUAUCGAUUGGCGAGGCCACGAAGGCGGUGCCGCCAAAUGAUAUCACCGGAUCCCAAAUUCUGAACGGUUAUUUCAAUAACAUGCAUGUCCGACUCCCAUUUGUGAAUCGAACCGAGAUUCUCGAUUUGCACGCUACGCGGCAUCAAGCCCCUGGAUCAACACCGGAGGCUCAAUUCGGUCAAUUUAAAUUAUUCAUGAUUUAUGCCAUUGGAGCUGAAAUCUGUCAAAUGACAGAAACGUAUGACUCGACGCCCCCGAGCGCCUUUUUGGUCACUGCGCUGCAAUUCGAUGCUACCCUGAGAGAAUCGAUUUCGGUGGCCAGUAUAGAGGCCAUGUUGCUGAUGGUAUUAUACAAUUUACGAUCUACAUCCAACUCAAGUGUUUGGUACAUGAUUGGACUGGCCAUGAGAACCUGUGUCGAUUUCGGCUUUCACAGAGAAUCACGAUAUAGAAGGCUUCAGCCCUACGAGGCAGAGCUCCGCCGUCGACUCUUUUGGAGCGUUUAUAUCAUCGAAAGAUCUACAGCAUGGUCCUUGGGUAGGCCUUUUAGCAUUCCAGAAGAGGAAAUUGAUACCCUGCCUCCCCAUAAUAUAGAUGACUGCAUAAACAAUAACGAUGUAGUGGAACAACUCAUCAACAAUUUAGGUAUUCCGGAGAAAACGCAGAAAGGAACCCUUGGAAGAUUUAUUGCUUCGAUUCAAUUGCAACGAAUCGUAUCCAAAAUUCACACGCGAAUCUAUCGAGUUGAUAAACAUAUCUCAACUUUGGUACCAGAGAUUGCUCCUCUUUUGUCUUCAUUGGAAGAUUUCAAGAGGACUUUGUCUUCUCUCGACUUGCACGAAGGAGAUUUUGUGCACAUGCACUGGAAUAACUCCAUUCGUAUCUUAUUACAACCCUUCAUCGGCAUCAUAAGCCCCCAGGACAAGCUUCUCAGCACUUGCCUAUAUACGUCUGGGCAGAUGUGCCAGUUCUUCAAGAAGUUGCGUCAGAGAGAUUCAUCUGGCUACUCUUUUCUACUGAUUAAUUCGAUUUUCAUGGCCGGAAUCACGAUGUGCUUUUGCCUGUUCCGGUCACCCGGCCUCUGGACCCCUACGGUGUCCAAUGACCUUCGUGCUUGUUCCUCUGCCUUGUUUGUCAUGGCAGAGCGGAACUCGCGAGUGAAAAGCUAUCGAGAUUAUUUAGAAUCAAUAAUCAAUCGUGCGAUGGACUUCGUUCAAGAAUGGUCUGAGACUCAAAAACUUGGUGAGAAAAAUACCUCAGAUUUUAGACUGUCCGAAUCAAACCAGACGGUACAGGGAACCGCAUCGGCGAAUGUUCAGAACUUUGAACCACAGAUGGCAGAGAAUGAAUCUCACGGCCUGGGUGCAGAAUUUUUUGGAUUCCAUGAUCCUGAUCUCUUUCGGGAUCUUCAGGAUCUUUCAAUCGAUCUCCAAGAUAGUCUGUUGGGCAGUAAUCAUGAGAUGGCACGUCCCUUCCAUGGCAUCUUUACUGAGGACUUUUGGGCUGCAGACGCAUUCAACCUACCUAUAUUCCAGCACUUUGGGUGA